GAAAGACGGAAGUUGUUGUUGGUUUAGCCAGCGUUUGUUUUGUUUGUUAUCAGAUGAUUUGUUAACAAUAACAAGUCAAACACGGUGACCAUGGAGCGAGGCCGUUAAUUCAGAGAGUAGUUAAUAGCUUCUGGAUGAUUUCUCAUGGUGGCAGUGAGCUUCAGUGUCACGCUACCACAUCAGCUCCUGACUCGUGUGAGCCAACAGUCUGAGAGUUCAAAGUCUUACUGUUUUCUUUGUUUGGUGAGCAAUGGAGGAGCUCUACACUUUAGAGAAGGAGGUGGGCAGAGGCAGCUACGGGGUGGUCUUUGAGGGCCAUAUGUCCAAAACGGGCCAGAGGGUGGCUAUCAAGCGACUGCCCUGCAGCAGCCCAGAGUGUAUUGAGCUGUACCUGCAGGAGCUGUGGGCCAUGAGAGCCACAGCCAAGGAGCACCCAAAUGUCAUCGCUCUCCACAGCUGCCUGCUGCAGACAGGGCCGCGGACCCUGCAGAACCUAAAGCCGGGGAAACUGCCUCUGGAUCUGGUUGAGAGCGCGCUGAAGGGGACUGUGGUUGGGGUGUCACACACUCAGGAAAGGACUAAUUCUCGAUUUCAACAGAGGACGAGCUCUGCCUCUAAACUGCAAGACAGGAUCAACACUGCUCAGGCCAGGCCAAGGCUCCAGGACAAGACUAACUCAAUUACAUCUGAUGCGAAAACCCCGCAAAGACCUCCAAGCCGGCCCAGGAAGAGACCAGCAAAACGGGAGGAAGAGCAGCGGGGUCCGUUGCGCUGCUUGGCCCUGUGGCUGGUGAUGGAGUACUGUGAUGGCGGUGACUUGAAUCAGUACCUGCUCUCCAGGCCCCCGGACUCCCAGCAUAACCACAGUGUAGUGCAGCAACUCAGCAGUGCUGUGGCUUUCCUGCACAGUCUGGGCAUCAUCCACCGAGACCUGAAACCUGACAACGUGCUCGUCUGCGACACACCCACAGGCCCUGUUGUCAAGGUUGCUGACUUUGGGCUGAGUAAGAUGAGUGAGGGCCUGGUGGAGGGCGACUUGACCAGGCAGCACUUCUCCUCCACCUGUGGCUCGGACUUCUAUAUGGCUCCAGAGGUGUGGGGCGGCCUGAGCUACACGGCCCAGGCUGACAUCUUCUCACUCGGUGUGAUGUUCUGGGCCAUCCUGGAGAGAAUCACCUUCCUGCAGGAGGGGACGACGCAGGAACAGCUGGGAGCCUAUGUCUGCAAGGGCCGCUGGUUGAUGCCCUUGGGGGAAGCCUUGUGGGAGAACGCCGACCUCCAGCUGUGUAUCCCCAUGAAGUUUAAGAGAGCGCCCCCGCUGCCGCCCCCUCCCGGACCGGCCGUGUGCAGCCUGCUCCUGGACAUGCUUGCUUCCAACCCGGAUGCCCGGCCUCCUGCGGACCAGCUGCAGGCCCGUGUCCGCUCCGCUCUGAAGGAGGACUCCCACUGACAGAAACACUAAUGGCCAUCAACACUGCUGCCAGUGCAUGGAAACAUUAACUGUGGACCCCCUGACUGCAGUGCAGCCUCCCUUACAGCAAGGACACGGGGGCUAAGUGACACUCAAAAUAUAUAGGACUUGGGAAUAUACAAGUUUUUUUUUUAUUGUAACCACAGCCCAAUUUCUAAGUGACCUACAUACACAACAAUCAGAUAAAGGAAAAACUAAUUGGAGGAAUUGAGUAGCUAAAGUUCCUCUUGUGGAAACCAGUCUGUUGACCUCUGACCCCCUGACUGCACUGUAGCCAAUACAUGCACUGAUAUUGAACCUGCUCUGUGUAGAAAUCUACUGAGGCUCACUCUUGUCUUAUUUAACGCAAGCACCAUGCUGGGAAUGAGGCUUUGAAUGAAAGGCUUAUUGGAGGCGGUUUGACGCAAGAAGAAAAUAUGUUUUUUAGUAUAUACAGCUAAAAUGUGCUCCGAGUUGCUGGGGAUUUGUGCUGCUGCUGCUGUAGGAUGAGUCUGCAGCCGGCGUUUAUAUCCCCGCUUUGUUUUUGGCAUUAAUUUUGUCAAGCUUAAUUUGUGGACAAUGAGCUUUGAACCGCUGCUGCCUGCAGUUUUGAAAUAUGUUGCUAGCAUUUAAUUCAUUGGUGCUAAUUAUGCUGAACAAAAUAUUUCCACCACAUAUUCAUGUAGCAUGGGAUGAACAGUCCACUGGAAUAUUGUGUACUAAAUAUUAUAGAGUGCUGAUCAUUUUGUACAUUUAUUUAAAUUCAGAAAUUUUCUUUUAUUGCAGAGAAUAUUCUCAGAAAGAGUCAUUUUAAGUCCUGUGAGACUUAUACAUGAAUUCAAAGAUGGUUAAUGCUUUCUUUAAUAUGAAAUGUUAUUUCCUCAUUAUUUGGCCUCUUUGCAUUCUGUCAAAAUAAAAAAAAUAAUCAUU
Myripristis murdjan (pinecone soldierfish) is the source of this 2380-nucleotide messenger RNA. RefSeq names its product serine/threonine-protein kinase pdik1l-B. The transcript has 4 exons. Gene Ontology annotation, molecular function: ATP binding; protein kinase activity. The record is from RefSeq and is a predicted model, not a curated record. Lineage: Eukaryota; Metazoa; Chordata; Actinopteri; Holocentriformes; Holocentridae. Gene Ontology annotation, cellular component: nucleus; cytoplasm. Gene Ontology annotation, biological process: negative regulation of G2/MI transition of meiotic cell cycle; protein phosphorylation. The coding region runs from base 251 to 1450 and encodes 399 amino acids.